Cottoperca gobio is the source of this 10034-nucleotide messenger RNA. RefSeq names its product zinc finger, FYVE domain containing 26 (gene zfyve26). Gene Ontology annotation, biological process: mitotic cytokinesis; regulation of cytokinesis; double-strand break repair via homologous recombination. Gene Ontology annotation, molecular function: metal ion binding; phosphatidylinositol-3-phosphate binding. Lineage: Eukaryota; Metazoa; Chordata; Actinopteri; Perciformes; Bovichtidae. The record is from RefSeq and is a predicted model, not a curated record. Gene Ontology annotation, cellular component: lysosomal membrane; centrosome; midbody.
GCAGCUGAUUUAGUCACAUGACCUUCGCUAACAUGCACCUAGCCUCCUAGCACAACAGGAGAUAAGGCAGUAGCUAGGAGUGUAAAUAGUCCCCAGAUUCCGGGGAAACAACACAAAGAAAUGAGUGAAGAAAGCUCAAGCGUCGUCCUUGGCUUUAUGGAAGUGAAGGUGUGUGUCCAGUUGUGACAACUGAGCAGAGCGGAGGAGUGUCGAGGUGAAAGCAGCCAUGCAUCCCUUCGGCUGUGAGGCUGAGACCUCCCUGCAGGAUCUGUUUGAGUACUUCAAGAGGUGCCUGCAGCACGGAGAGUGGGAGCUGGCCAACGCCUGCGUGCCACAGCUGGUGAACUCAACGGGAGGACUUUCAGAACACCUGCGAGACAUAAUCAAAGCUAUUGUCUGCCAUCCUUACAAGUUAAAAUGGGAGUCUGUGGGCAGUCCACACAAACUGGCUUGGUUUUGGCUUCAGGUUUUGGAGAAAUGGACAGAAGAUCAGGUUCCUCCCAACAUCAGAAGAGAGCUGGAGUUCUUGCUACUCCUGGAAGAGCUGGGCUCAGAGAGCAUAGCAGAGACUGCUCUCAAGGAGUUGCACGAGGCCUUCCUGGACACACAGUCUGAGCAAAAGGUCCCAGAAGGUUCGAGAACCACAGAUGCUGCUGUUGAGUCUUGCCUGCGAACCUUAUUGGAGAAGAAGAAGCCCAGACUCGCUCAGUCUUUAGCACAUUUCUUACAGCACCAGCCGUGCACAGAGGACAGUACUCUGCAGCACACGUUCAUCCAACACCUGAUGAAGGAACUGGUGAAGCCGGAGAGACGGCUGGAGAAGGUGGAGGAGUGGGUGGAGGAGAUAUACGCCGUGUUGUCUGUGAUGCCAUGGAGCUCUCGUAGGAGCGGCGGGCAGCUGGAGGCGUUGUGUGAGGCGCUGUGGGCCGCCAGAGACGGGCCCCUGAAAGAGGAGAGGAUCCUGAGCUCGUUGCUUCGCCCUCGUUGUGACGCUCUCGUCUCCGUUUACUGCGCCACCGCGUUGAGGCUUCAGAGGGAUCAUCUGCUGAGGAGCGCGCCUGAUACACAAGUGGACCUUCCUGAAGCGGAGAAGCUGGCUCUCAGUUUAUGUUCCCACAAAGAUCGUCCGUCCUCCUGGAAGACCAUUUAUUUUGAGUGCCUUACGAGUGGAAAGCACUUCCUGGAGCAGGUCUUGAUUACUGCACUUGAUCUGAUUAAACACGAGGAGUUCGCUCAGCUGAGAGACUUCCUGAAGUUGGAGUUCCAGCCUUUGUCCCGGCUGCUGUUGCUCCUGGGAUGGACUCAGUGUCGCAGUCUGAGCGCGGCUCAAACGCUGCUCGGCAUCCUUCACCGAGAGCAGGCCCCAGCCAACGACUCAGUUCUGCAGGAGUUUUGCAACCUCUUGUCCUCUCAGCUUGGAAUCCUUGAAUGGUGUAAAAACAACAAUCCAGGGACUUCCAUGGAGGCGUUGCUGGCGCAGCUUCACACUCUGGACAAUCACUCUGCGCUCUAUAUUCUGCAUUCUCUGACUCCUCUGCCUCAGUUUGAGGAGCGCAGGAUACUGGAUCUGCUGCAGCAUCUGCCAAAGUCACCAGAAGCAGAAGACACUGAGGUCGUCGGUAAUCUCAGUUCUGGUGUGCAGAGGAACGUCGUUUUGUUUCAGGGGUUCUGUGCCAUGAAGUAUGCCAUCUACGCUCUCUGUGUGAAUGCACAUAAAUACUCUAAUUGUACCGAGUGUGAGCCGUCUGACGCAGAAAAGAACCAAACCUCAGCUUCCUCUCAAGGUUCUCUGUUCCAGCACUACCUGUCGGAGUGUCGGCUCUACCUGGAGGCCGUGCCUGCCAUGUUCCGCCUGGAGCUCCUGGAGGACAUCUUCUCCCUCCUCUUCCUGUCCACCGCUGACUUUGCCCAGCAGAUCCAAAAAGACACAAACUGGAGCCAGAACACAGGGAACGCCGCUCAGUCCGAAUGUUUGUCAGAUACAAGAAACGCAAAUGUAGAAUUGGGAACUAACGCAAAUACGGAUGAGACCGAGAACGGCAGGAAGGAGAACCAGACGCUGCGUUCAGGCCGCCGUAGUCACCUGGAGCUGGGACAUUUCAUCCAGGGCUGCGGGGGCUUUCUGGCCGACGUCACGGCUAUGGAGGGUUUUCUGAAGCUGCUGAAAGAAGGGUUGGAGGGCGUGUGUGUGGCGGGCCGGCAGGAGGGCCAGGAGGCGGCAUCGCCUCGAGAGGCGGAGGCGGCGGAGAGCCUCGGCUGCUCCGUGACGGCCGAGGCGUUCGGGACUCGCCUGCAGAGGCUCUCCAAACGCACCGCAGAGGCUCAGUGGAGGCUGCAGAUCAUCACCAGCAAUCAGGGCAGCGGCGCUGGUUCAGAAAGUCCUCUCCAGGUGUCGGCCGUCGGCUCUCCUUUCUCUUCUCUGGGACGCAGCGAGAGCUCGAGCCUGAGGAGAAGGACGAGGCCGGGGAGACCUGCUCCAGAGAGACGCGCCUCAGUGGAGCAGCACAACGGAGAAGUUGGCACCAGCGCUUCAGACGGUGGAGGAGGGACGGGUUGCGUAGAGUUGGAGGUGUGUCCAUGUGGAGGUCCUCACAGCUGGCUUGUCCCCGCCAUGUUGUCCCCUCCUGAGUCUCUCCUCAUGUCCUGCAUCCGGCGAGGGAACUUCAUGGAGGCGCAUCAGGUGUCUCUGGUGUUUGAUCUGGAGAAGUCUGCCUGUUGUGGUGAGCUGGUGUUCAUGGAGCGCUACAAAGAAGUCCUGGUGGAGUUGGGACGGGUGGAGCAGAAGAUGGAGGGCCGCUCUAUGUCGUCUUCCUCCUCCUCCUCAGAGGGUUUGGGGACAGCGGCAGGGAGGAGUCGGCUGGGCAGCAGCGGGCGGUCAACCCUGCAGGCCAUCGGGAGCGCAGCUGCUGCAGGUGUGGCGUUCUACUCCAUCGCAGACAUAGCGGACCGUCUCCUCAGCACGCCGGCUCACCCGAUGCCUUCACUGGAGGACGGCUACUGGCUGAGCUGCUGCUCCUCCGACCCCUCCGGCCUCCUUUACACGCUGCUGGAGGAGCUCAGCCCGGCAGCCAUGGCCGCCUUCGACCUGGCCUGCUGCCACUGUCAGCUGUGGAAGACGUCCCGGCAGCUGCUGGACACCGCAGAGCGCAGACUCAACAGCAGCCUGGAGGCUCAAGGAGUGAGAGUUGACUCUAAGGUUCCUCAUUCUGAGGGGAUCUGUGGAUUUCCUCUGGUGUUACAGCAGAUCAACAAGAUCCUGAAUCAUUCUGCCACCAACAAGAGCUCUGCCAAAGCAGAAGCCGUCGGGGAGGACCAAGUGUUUGCCAGCCCGUUUGGUUGCUGCAUCCAGGAAGUGCUCCUGUGUUGUUACCCAGCACUGAGCGAAGAGUGCAUCGCUGCUCGGCUCGCUCUCACUCAACGUUUGGAGACGACCCUGCACACCCUGAGCACGGCUACAGACGGCACAGAGGGCAUUGUGGGCAGCGCUCUUCUGGCACAGUUGGUUGAGCAGGCCAGCCUGAAGCAGUCGGAGCUGGACGCUCACCCCGUGCGCUCCAGCAUGAAGCAGCUGCUUCGGUCUCUGGAUCAGCUUUGCCCCUUCGAGCCAGACGGAGAUCUUUCCAGACCAGAUUAUGUGCGAAGUUUCCUCGACUACAUCAACACUCUAGUAUCUGUGUUAGUGCGCAGCCUGGGGUCAGAAGAUCAGAGCAGUGAAGUGAAACUUGGGAAUCCGCUGCUGGUGUUGCUUCAAGCCCCUUUUCAGCUUUUCUCCCACCUGCUGUUUGACAGACAGGUGUCUCCUGACAGAGUGCUGUCGCUGCUGCAGCAGGAAGGUCUGCGUCUGAGCGUGCAGCAGGUGGUUGUCCAGCGAUGCUGUGAGACUCUACCUGUGUGGGUGUCCUGUGCAGGUGAGGACUCCAGGCAGGCCAAGAAAGAUGAUGGGGUGUUUGGUGUUGCGACUUUGUCCGUCCUGCUCCAGCAGCACGCUCAGGAGCACAUGUCAGCCCUGGGAAUCACAGAGCCUCAGUCUGACGCCAGCUCUGAGUCCGAGGCCUCAGUGGAAGAGAUCUCCGCCACCAACCUCUCCAAUUCGCCUCCUUCUUACUCCUCCUCCUCCUCCUCCUCGUCUUCCUCCUCCUCUUUUCUCCUCACACCAUCGGCCCUGUCUUUCCUGAAGUCUCGCUCCCCUUUACUGGCCACACUGGCGUGUCUGAGCGCCUGCAAAGGAGAAACUGCUCGGACUCAAUCCUCUGGAUGGUCCGGCUAUUUCCGUAGCAGCCGUAAGGAGGUCGUGCUGGACGGAGAGCAGAUUUCCCGUGAAGCAGAUAACCUCCUGAAGGAGUUCCCUAUCCUCCAGGCUUACCUCCACGCCAUGUCUGAACCGCUGCUGGGCUCCCUGUUAAGUGAGAGCGAGGAGGGUUCAGCUGGACUCGGGGCAGUUGUUUGUGGGAAACCCAUCGUCAGUCUCCUGCUGUCUGGGCCUCAAGAAGAAGUUUCCCAGGCCGUGGCUGCAGAGGCCUUCCAGAAGGCUCUUUCCUCCAGAGACUUGGGCCGAGCCCUCAGUCUGUUGGAGCUGUAUGGGCAGGGCUGCAGCCAGGAGGGGGCGCUGAGAGACCGCCUGCUCGCCUGUGCGGCCUUAGAAGACGGAGAUGAAGGGAUAGGUCAGCUGUUCCGCGUGCAGGAUGCGGACCUGCGAGCACGCGUCGCCCUGCAGGCUCUGGAGCGCUGGCCUCUGGCCGCCUGCCUGGAGCUGCUGGAGUUCUGCCUCAAUGACCCGAGCACGGAGCCCUCACUGAGAACAGACCUGGAGCUCAAGAAGAAACAACUGGACAUCUACCACUGGAUGUUGAAUGUACAGCCUCCUUUGCCGUGGGCUACUUGGCAGGAGCUGAGGACUGAGUCCAAAACAAACUCAGAGUCCAUGUUAUCUAAGAUGGUGGAGGCAAAGGAGUUCGCUCUUUGUGCACAGUGGGUUGAGCUCUAUCCGGUGUCCGACCAGCUGAGACUGCAGCUACAGACGGAGCAUCUGCUCCAUCUGCUGGAGAAGGGACAGACGGAUGAAGCUUUCCAGUUACUGGAGAGCCUGUCAGACUUCGUGGUCGGUCUAGACGUUUGUGAGCGCGCUCUGGACCACCGUCCCGGUUUGGCUGCCUGUCACUUCCUGGCCGACUACCUCACUCUGCAUUUCCAGAGGCAGGUGUCUCCAGCGCGUCGACGCCACAUCCACGCCCUCCAUCUGGGCUCAAAGGUGUUGCUGACUCUGCCCUCAGCAGCCAGGCAGGAGUACUUCCCUCUGCUGUCGGAGCCGCUGCUGAUGCUCGAGCAGCUGUUGCUGAACCUGAAGGUGGACUGGGCAGACGUGGCGGUGCGAACCCUGCGCAGCCUCCUGGUUGGUGAGGAGGCUGGCUUCGGUGCAGAGGACAUCGAUAAGCUUCUGGCAGACUACGCCGGCAAGGCUCUCGACUUCUCCUGCGCCCCCCGGGAGAGGACUCGAUCUGACUCGGUAAUCAGCCUCCAGGACGCGCUGAUGCAAUGUCCUGCUCAAGACAGCAGCUCCCUCUCAUCCGGUCGUAUCGACUCUCCACCAUCCUCGACAGCCAGCACUCCGACACACACCGUCUCCUCAAACAGCACGGACAGGGAGAAGGAUCGAAGCUCUGCGGGGAUAAAACGCCGCUCGUCUGCCAAGUUCCAGCCUCCAGAACAACCUCCGGCCCGCAAGGACUGGGUGCCCGACACCAAGCAGCACAUGUGCAUGGUGUGCCAGCGUGAGAGGUUCACCAUGUUCAACAGACGGCAUCAUUGUCGGAGAUGUGGCCGUCUGGUCUGUAACGCGUGCUCGGAGCACAAGCUGCUCGUUGAGGGCUGCCCAGGAGGCGAAGAAGUCCGAGUCUGUGACCAGUGUUAUGCCUACUUUCACCCCGAUUCUGACGAUGAGCUGGAACCAGCUGAAGACGCUGGAAGCCCCCUGGUCACAGAGGAAGUUCUGGAUGGGAUGCUGCAUCUGCCUGAAGUGAUCCAACGACAGAUCACACUCAGCACGAACCCGACAGAGAACCAGCUGCUGCGGAGCGAGUUCUACUAUGAGCAGGCUCCCAGUGCGUACCUCUGUGUGGCGAUCUUGUCUCUGCACAAUGACCAGACGGCCUGUGGUCAUCAGCUCAUCAGCCACUGCCGCUCUCUGUCUCGGAAACUGACCAAUCCGGAGGUGGACGCCUGCCUCCUCACCGACAUCAUGCGGCAGCUGCUCUUCAGCGCGAAGCUGAUGUUUGUUAAGGUCGGCCGCAGCCAGGAUCUCGCCUUGUGUGACAGCUACAUCAGCAAAGUGGACGUUCUCAAAAUUCUCGUGACGGCCAACUACAAAGACAUUCCUUCUCUGGACGACAUUCUGGAGACUUCUGCGGUCACUCGUCUCCGCCACAAGCUGUUGGAAGCGGAGCACUACCAGCUGGCAGUGGAGGUGUCGACUAAGAGCGGCCUGGAGACUGGCGGCGUGUGGCAGGCGUGGGGGAUGGCUUCUCUCAAGGCAGGAGACCUUUCAGCAGCGAGGGAGAAGUUUGCCCGCUUCCUGAAGGCUCCAGUGGACCGCAACCAGCUCAACCUGGGUCCCUUACUGCUGCAGGAGGUGGUGCAGCACCUGGAGAGCGCCGUGCAGCCCACUCUCACCAAGUCUCUUGGCGAGGACAUCCUGGCGUCCCUGCGGGAGCUGGAGGACGCUCUGUGUGAGGCGGCUGCUGUGGUGGAUCGUCCAGAGGCUCAGACGCAGAGCAGCAACCUCCAGCAGGAGUGUCUCUACUACCUGAACACUUAUGGCACUCACCUGGCCCUCAUCAGCUUCUACAUGCGUCAUGACUGCAUGACGGAGGCUGUUGGAUACCUGCUCAACAAGGAGUGCCCGGAUGAGGUUUUUCUCGAGGGCGUGUUGCAGCCCAGUCUGGAGAGGGCCCGUCUUGGCAUGCUGCAGGGAAUACUGGAGAAACUGGACCCCGGCCUGGAAGCAUGCAGCCGCUACCUCAUCGCCUCCUGCCAGUUCCUGCAGCGACGAGGAUACUUCAACACUCUCUACCAGCUCCAGCAGUUCAUGAUGGAUCAUGUGCGCGCCGCCAUGACGUGUAUCCGAUUCUUCACUCAUGGAGCGGGUUCCUACUCACAGCUGGGAGAACAGCAGCGCUGGUUAGUCGCAGCCAAAGAGCACCUGAGGACGUUCCUGCAGGAGCAGCAAGGCCGCGGCGCCGGGAAGAAAAAGUCUCAGGCCAACUCAUUCAGGAAGAUGAUGUCGUCCAGUGACGUCUCCAGGCACAUGAACACCAUCGAGCUUCAGCUGGAGGUGACGCGCUUCCUCCACCGCUGUGAGACCGUGUCCUCCUCGAAGGCGCCACAGACCGGUACUUCUUCCCCCAAAUCCCCCGCAUCCAGCUCGCCCCCUACGCUGUUCGGAGGAAGCCCCAUAAAGGUUGAGGUCGCCUGCAAGGUGAUGCUCGGAGGAACAAACAUCGAAGAGGGUUUUGGUAUUGCAUAUAGAGUCAUACAGGACUUCCAGCUGGAGGCCCAGGCGGUGUACGUGCAGGCCGGCCAGAGGCUCGUCCGACAGAGGCAGUACGGAGCCGUGCGGCAGCUGCUCAAAUGUGUCGGCGAGUCGGGCACCGCCACCAAAAACGACUGCGACGCCCUCAUCCUCAGCUGCGUCUCCAUCGCUAAUAAGGGACCAGCCGAUGCCAAGAAUCUGGAAAGUCUCAUCCUGGAGGCCAAGAGCACAGAAAGCAAGAUCAAAGCCUACCUGCUGUGCAGUAAACUGCGACCGGCGUACCUGCUGGCCGUGAAGCUGGAGCCGAGCCGAGCCGGCCCAUUGGUCCAGGACGUCCUGCAGGCCGCCGAGGGAGCACAGGACUCUGUGAUGCAGAAUAUCUGCGGCCAGUGGCUGUCUGAACACCACAACAAGUCAUCUCAGCAGCGCCAGGGCCGACCCAAUGCCAGGUAAAGACGCUGUCGGCAUAACGAGCACGAACAGCACUUGAAAACAAAAAGAUAAGAAGAUCCAGGUUUCUCACCUGACACAGAGACCGCAGAGCAGCUGUUGCACACAUGACGUGUGGUCUGCAGCUGCAGAUUAUUAUGAGUGAUGUUCAGCACACUUCAUGCCCAUACAGUCCCAGAGUACCAGCAGGAAGCUAAACAAUGUUCUGCUGUGGACGUGUUUUGAACACCUGAACAAUACCGUGCUGUGAGACGGAUAUACACUUUAUGUUUACGACAGGGAACUGAAGCUGUUAUCUGUGCUCUCUUUAAAGCCACCAGACUCCAUUGACAAAAACAGUAAUUUUCCCUCGCAGAACACAGGGGUUUCUUGUCAAUCUCUGACUCGAUUAGUUAGUUUGUUUGUGAUGCAGGGUGACUUUGGUGUUUUAAAAGGUUAGUUCAGAUUCACCAAAGUCACACAAUAACACACACUAACUAACAGAUGGAGGCAGCUGUAGACCAGCAGCUCCUGUGUUCUGAGAGGUUAAAUUAGUGUUUUUGUUAAUGGACCCUGGUGUGUUAGAAGAGAUCACAGAUAACAGCAGAAAGGCUGUCUGACAGCAAGGUAAAGAGGUGGAAAUAUUCUAAAUACAGCGAACACUUAAAGUGAUAUUGAUGUUUUAUGUGUUUAAAACACGUCCACAGCAGAACAUUGUUUAACUUCCUGUCUGUUCCUACAGACUGCAUGUACUGCAGGUGAUACUGACUGUGGAGAAGAUCAUACAGCCUCACUGUAAACUUCUGAACUGUCCCUUUAGAUUCUCUCCUUGCUGCAGUGAUGUACAGGUGACAUGACUUUAAGUUGUGGUUAUGUGUCGUGCUGUGUGAGGUCAGAGGUGAAGUAGAAACCUUUAGAAACCCUGAUGAUCACGUUCUCUUUAUGUUUGUGCAGCUUUCCUGUCAAAUCACCAGAGUGCUUUAUUUCCAUUCUGGAGAUAUUUAUCUCUCAUCUGAAGGAGAAAUGUUACGACAACAACUGUUACAUAACAACAUUGCUAACUGCAAUUUCUUACACCAUAUAAGCAUAUCUACAAUUCAGUAUGGGACUAAGAUUCAUCUCCUGCCAAAAGGGAAAAUAUCUCUGACUGACUGGAAAGCCUCUGACAGCCGUGUCUCCAGUUCUUUGUGUUUUCAUUUUUAUGUUUUUCUGUGAGAUCCUCCGCCAAGAAUGGUACACGUUCAAUCCUGCAAGAAUCUGAAAAGUGUUGUUUUUGUAGUCUCGAUGAAGCCGUUUACUUGUUUAUUGUUUUGCACAUCUUUCAGCGUUAAUCCCUUUUGGUGAGUGAAAUGAAUAUCAAACAGAAUUUAAAGUAUUUGAGAUGCAAAAAACGUAAAUAUUUGGGUUGGAUGCAGAAAGGGAGCCGCUCGUAGAUCCUGUCGUUGGUCCAGUUUGAUUCAGAAUCUGGAAGAUCAGCUGUCGGGUUAGUUGUUGUGUCUCAUCUUGUGUCUUUUAAAUCAUGCUUUUCACUUUGUUCUCAUGGAAGUCUCAAAUCAGUUUGAACUAUUUAAAUCAAUAAUAAACUUCCACAGAUAAUGUAAAACAAAAAGGGAUUUCACUUUUGCCAUAUGGGUUUAAUCUGUUUGAGUUGUUUUCCACCCUGGCAGUGCAAAUAUAUUGUCAGCAUGUUUUUAGUUCAUUUAAAUGACAAUCCCGAUGUUGCUGAAGCUGCCUUUUCACGGAAGCCAGAUUCUGUACUUCAGAUUCACUCUGAUUACAUCGUCGAGCUCUUUAAUUGGAGGGGAUGCCGCGUCAUCCUUCCCUCUGCUGCACUCGUCUGAAGACCUUCCUGUGAAGUGUUGCUCGGCAGGAGAUGAAGAGAAGCCAGUGUCGACGUUCUUGCACUCUAAACCUCGGACUGUUGUCGCAUCACUGCCGCACUUUAUACUUCUUUUGGUAAAAUAAUGUAAAAUAUAUAAAAUGCAGGAUGCAGGAACUAAUGAUUUUGAAAUGUAAUUGAUUUCUUCAUCCUCUGUAAAAUAAAAUGUAAUAAAAAAAUAAUAAAAAUGUGCAAAAAACA